AAAGUCCAACAAAAGAAGCCGAGGACGUCUAUCGUCGUAAACAACGUCAAGAUGUCCGAAUGAGUUGCUAAUAGCUAAGCCUAAAAGCUAAACACUUGCUUUUCUUUUUGAGUUUCUUUAUUUAUGCUUAGUUUAUAGACGAUAGACUUUGUAUUAUAUGGAGUUUAAAAGCUUACCAUGAAACUCCGGGUGCAGAAUGACAGGAGUGAUGUCAGAAGGGAGUCUCCUACUGUAAUGCAGCCUAAGUUAGGGGAACAAGACCCCCAAGCAGUGAAUGGUUUGUCACUACCUCUGCAACCAGUGCUACUCACCAGGACACCAGCUUCAGGCGGAGCGGCUGCUAACACAGACGGCAAAGAGGUGCGAGUCCACAUGAUUGGAGGACACAGUGAGUCCAGUGGAGGCACAUCCUCCAGGAGGUCUAGGGGCAGCUUCCACGGUCACUCCCACUCACAUGGACACAACCAGGAACAUCAUCAUCAUUCCAGUGCAGAGCCUGAACAUGACCAUCCUGACUCUGACCUGGACUCAGGGGAACCCAGCACCUCCUUUUCGGAGCUACGCUGUCUCUUCAUCUGGCUCCAAAAGAGUCUUCCUUUUGUGAUCAUACUGUGUGCUAAACUGCUCGUACAACAUCUUCUUGGUUUAGGUAUUGGUGUUGGCCUGUUUACAACUUUUUUAUAUGUGAAUGAGAACAUUCAGAAGCAGGUCUUUCUACAGAAUCAUCGCUCAAAGCUACGCUGUGUGUGGCUGCUGCUCUUCCUGCUUUCUACUAGUUUUCUGCUUUACUACACUUUCUUCACAGAGUCACUUUACUAUGGCCUCAUCUUCCUCAGUCCAACCAUCCAACCACUGGGUUUCUGGGAGGUUCUUUGGACAGUUGGCAUCACCAACUUCACAAUAAAAUUCCUCAUUAUGGGGAUAAAGUGCCUUAUUCUGAUACUUCCCUCCUUAUUGGUGUCCUACAGAACCCAGGGGAGAUGGCUGAUGCUGACUGAGGAGCUGGGUCAGGUGCACCAGGCCAUGGCUCCAGUUGCUCAGUGGUUCCGCUACUUGGUCAUCUACCAGGAGGCUGAUGGAAACCUGGGUCUCACACUGGGAGUCCUGCUGGCUUUGCUCUACCUCAUACUGAAGCUUUUAGCAUUGUACAAACAGUGGUCAUCUUUACAGAAGACUGUGAAGCUUUGUCUACAGGGCGAGCAUACAGACACAGCAGCCAGUAGAAGUCAGUGCAGCGAGGCUGGAGACAUCUGUCCCAUCUGUCAGGGAGAGUACAGGGAUCCCCGGGCUCUCCUCUGUCAGCACAUUUUCUGUGAUGAGUGCAUCGCUUUGUGGUUCAACCGCGAGAAGAGCUGCCCGCUGUGUCGCACUGUGAUCACAGACAAAGUCUACAAAUGGAGGGACGGAGCCACUUCUCCACACCUGCAGAUUUACUGAUCCAUGAGACACAGCUGAAAGUAUUUGGAGUGGGACUUAAGUAUUUGUCUGCAUUGAAUGUGAUUUUCUUUUUCUUUUCCCCAUGACUGUCAAAUCCCACUGACAAAUGUUGUACACACUGAUUGAUCAGCCAAGCGCUGUAUACACUGUGGGCCAAGGUCAGCAAGGGCACAGGAGUUUGAUUUUUACUUUUUUAAGUUGUAUCUUGUGUUGCCCUUUAAUUCACUCUUUCACACUUUAGUUUUAAGGUAAACUUUCCUGAUGACACAUCCUGUUUCUAUUGUUUGUAAAUAUGGUGAAAAAAAAAAAGAGUUAUAUUUAAAGUAUUUGAUACAGAUUUGAUCUAUUUUGAACAAAUGAAAAACACCGGCUAUUUAGUUUCCGAGUGUUUUUUUUCCAUUUGUGUUCAAGUCUGAUUUACAACAAUAAUUGUGUAUUAAUGCCACAGUGUGAAUGUCAGCAUCUACAUCCUGCAUCUUAAACGGGUUUAAGUAAAACAUUUGAUUAAAACCUAAUCCUCUUUCAGCUAGGAUUUAAAAUGUGAUCAACCUUUUUCUUAUCCUUGCAAAAAUGCUAUUAUGCUUAUGUAAUUGAUUUACACAGAAAACAAUAUUUUUCUAUGGAGCCUCAUUUUUGUAAAAACCAAAGACUGGCAAAAACAUCUAUUUUAUUUUGUACCAAAUUAAUUUCAUUUAUACCUUUAUCCAUUUCAAACCAUAAACAGAAUCAAUAAAGCUCUACAAUUGACAA
Cynoglossus semilaevis (tongue sole) is the source of this 2187-nucleotide messenger RNA. It is a transcript of the gene rnft1, whose product is annotated as ring finger protein, transmembrane 1. Bases 178 to 1437 code for a protein of 419 amino acids. The record is from RefSeq and is a predicted model, not a curated record. Gene Ontology annotation, biological process: positive regulation of ERAD pathway. NCBI's taxonomy places the organism in Eukaryota, Metazoa, Chordata, Actinopteri, Pleuronectiformes, Cynoglossidae. The transcript is spliced from 9 exons. Gene Ontology annotation, cellular component: endoplasmic reticulum. Gene Ontology annotation, molecular function: ubiquitin protein ligase activity.